AAGACAUAUAUUUUCCCAGCCCCCAGGUAGCCGCUCUGCAAUGGGAGUCCCAGAGAGAGUUCAUCAAUCAGGACACCUCCACUAAUGUAUUCAUUGCUGCUUUCACUACUGCCUGGGCAAGGCUAAAACUGUACUCGGAAAUGGACAAAUUGGGGGAGGCUGUUCUAUAUCAUGAUACAGAUUCCAUUAUUUAUGCAAGCAAUGGGGACAAUGACCCACCUAUCGGCAGCUUUUUAGGUGAUUUUACAGAUGAAUUAGACGGCGACGUUAUCACCUCAUUUGUAUCCGGAGGUGCAAAGAAUUAUGCUUACACUACUAAGAGUGGAAAAACUUGUUGCAAAGUUAGGGGUUUUUCACUGAAUGCAAGGAAUAGUGAGCUACUCAAUUUCGAGUCUGUGAAACAUCUGGUUUGCUCGUUAGAUAAGGAAACUACGAUUCCAAUUCAUAACCCCUCCAAAAUCACACGUCAACCGAAGAAGAAGAAGGUUAUCAAUACAGAGGAGACAAAAAACUACCGGAUCGUAUACAACAAAAGAAUUGUCAAUCCAAAUGGGUAUACAACAUUACCAUACGGCUAUUGAAGCGAAAGACGAGUCUAUCAUCUAUCCCCAUACACACACAAACACACACCAAAAAAAAAGGUCCUUUUAAGGACCAAAAAAACUACACCACUAAUAUAUAUUCAUCUUUAUUUUUCAGAGGGGGUAGAGAGUAAGUAUUUUUUUAAAAUUUUAUACUUUUGUA
Molecule: messenger RNA, 744 nt
Organism: Parasteatoda tepidariorum (common house spider)
Lineage: Eukaryota; Metazoa; Arthropoda; Arachnida; Araneae; Theridiidae
Source: RefSeq, a predicted model, not a curated record